AUGAAAAUCAGGAUGUACGGCGCUGACGUGGCAUCGUGAGGAGCGUUCGGCGCGCCCCUGUCCUCCUCAGCUGGGUGUGAUCCGUCCUCCGGCCGCAUGUCUUCUCCACGAUCCACCAGCAGCAGCAGGAGCCGAUCACCGGAGCAGGGCUCGGAGAACACCCCGAAGGCCUCGGAGGGCGAGGCCGGGCAGCAGCAGAUGAAGCCGAAGGACAGGCAGAAGUUCUUCGAGGAGGCGUUCCAGCAGGACAUGGAGCAUUACCUGUCCACCAGCUACCUGCAGAUCGCCGAGAGGAGAGGGCCGAUAGGAAGCAUGUCUUCCAUGGAGGUGAACGUGGACAUGCUGGAGCAGAUGGACCUGAUGGACGUGUCUGAUCACGACCCUCUGGACGUCUUCCUCAACUCGGGAGGAGAAGAUAACAGCACCGCUUCACCCAUGCAGGCGCCCGACGCCGAGCCCUUCGGAGCCGAGAUCACGCUGCAGGUGCCGACACAAGCUGAGAUCAGACAUAAACUCGCCUCGCUCUCCUCCACCGGCACCGACUCGGCCAGCCAGGACACUCAGACCGGUGAGGACGAGGACGACGACGAAGAGAAGACCGGAGCGGACGCUGCAGCUCUAGCGCGACCAGAUCAGCCGACCAAGGACUGUGUGAAUCGGAACUCCUCAGGACUGUCUCAGGACUAGACGGACGGGUGCGGUUUUUUGUACAGAAAUUCCUCGUCAUGUGACGUGUUUAUCUGACCCUCUUAUUUUCUGAUCUCCAGCUAAUCAACCCAUUUUUUAAAUAUACAGUUUAGACAUAUCCAGUUCCCCCUCACUGCAUGGUCAACCUCUUCCUUGUGCAUGGGACCGCAGACUAGAACAGCGCCCCCUCUGAUACGAGCCACAGAGGAACAAACCCGGAGGAACCUGCUGUUCUUCAAGCAUCAACACCUCGACCCAACAGCAGGGGUCGCUGUUGCAGGUCAGACGCGGCAAAAUCCCGUUCGGCCGCCCUUCCUCAGACACUACACCUCUGAUGCUCGAACCCUGGUCUCACACAAGUAUGUGAUAGCUUA
Molecule: messenger RNA, 1061 nt
Organism: Trichomycterus rosablanca
Lineage: Eukaryota; Metazoa; Chordata; Actinopteri; Siluriformes; Trichomycteridae
Gene: dtnbp1b
Product: dystrobrevin binding protein 1b
Exons: 4
Coding region: 97-687 (196 amino acids)
Biological process (GO): neuron projection development; negative regulation of protein kinase activity; regulation of synaptic vesicle exocytosis
Cellular component (GO): plasma membrane; neuron projection; BLOC-1 complex
Source: RefSeq, a predicted model, not a curated record